Messenger RNA from Rhizopus microsporus ATCC 52813, 957 nucleotides. RefSeq lists its product as uncharacterized. The record is from RefSeq and is a predicted model, not a curated record. Bases 1 to 957 code for a protein of 318 amino acids. Lineage: Eukaryota; Fungi; Mucoromycota; Mucoromycetes; Mucorales; Rhizopodaceae. The transcript has a single exon.
AUGUAUAAAACCAAGACAUUAGCACAGCAAAGGGCUGUCCCUAAGCCUGUGACAAAGAAUGUUGCGUUAUUUAAUGAUGAUUCUGACGAUGAAGAAAACAUAUCCAUGACAGAUACUUUACUCUUAGCCCAAUUUUUAUCUACGACUGGGCCUGAAGAGUACUUCAAGGAACAUAAUAAAAAACAAUUGAACAGAGCAUCUCGAUUAUUAAAGAAGUUACGUAAAAGACCAUCUGCUGAAAAGUAUGAUGACUUCAAGCUACCAAUGCACAGCCUGAUACAAGAGCAUAACAUCAGCAGCGGGACUCUACGUGAGGCUUCAUCAUUUGAUCAAGAGACCAUUUUACGUCGUGGCAAUAGUAACAAGCAUAAUCCGGGCGAUAGUAUAAACAGCAACAGCACCCUGCGCGAUUCGGGAGUCUAUAGUGAAACAUCAGAAAAGGAGCCAUGUAUGACGCUUCACGAGUUUCAUUUUCCUAUUGUCCCACACAGACCUGCACCACCACCACCAACACCAACACCUUCGCCUGGUACAACUCAGAAUAAUCUUCCAACAGACAUUCGUACUGUACCCGAAGCAGCGCGACAUCGAAGGCAAGCCCGUAUUCGUCACGCUCAAGUCCAAACACAACCUUCUCCAGAACAGGCAGAAGAUCAAACAGCUUGCCCGCACUGUCGCCAACAAGUUGUCAAGACACCACGGACAAGGAGGACGUCUUGUCCACCUGCUUUGGCUUCUGGACCUACCCUUGAACCAAGUGCAAAAUUAUUGAUGGCCAUGAUUGAACAACUCAAGCAUCAAUUAGCGCAAGAAAAAGAAUGCCGACAAAAGCUAGAACAGGCAAUGUAUCAAAAGGAGCGUAAAGAACAAUUAGAACUAGAAAAGGCCAAAUGGGCUAAUGAAUGUCGUGCACUCGACAAACGACUGGCUAUGCAUAAUAUCCCAGUAAAAUUGUAA